This is a messenger RNA of Suncus etruscus (white-toothed pygmy shrew), 2433 nucleotides long. It is a transcript of the gene PRUNE1, whose product is annotated as prune exopolyphosphatase 1. The transcript has 8 exons. The record is from RefSeq and is a predicted model, not a curated record. Lineage: Eukaryota; Metazoa; Chordata; Mammalia; Eulipotyphla; Soricidae. Bases 159 to 1511 code for a protein of 450 amino acids. Gene Ontology annotation, molecular function: exopolyphosphatase activity. Gene Ontology annotation, cellular component: cytoplasm.
GCCUGGCCUGGGAGCUUGGCUGACGUUCCGCCUCCGGAGUCCCUGGGUGGCAGGUUCGAGUCCCGCCUCCCGCUCUCGAACCCGGUCCGGGGCGUGGCGUCGUGGCUGCUUCAUCCUAGUCCCCCAGAAGUGGGUGGAGGCUCGGCUUCGACUCCAGCAUGGAGGCCUACCUGCAGGGUUGUCGGGCUGCUCUGCAGGAGUCCAGGCCGCUGCAUGUCGUGCUGGGAAACGAGGCAUGUGACUUGGACUCCACGGUGUCGGCUCUUGCCCUGGCUUUCUACCUGGCAAAGACAGCGGAGACCAAAGACGUCUUCGUGCCCGUUUUAAAUAUGCAACGUUCCGAGCUCCCUCUGCGGGGUGACAUCGUGCUCUUCCUUCAGAAGAUGAGCAUUCCAGAAGCCCUCUUGGUUUUCCGGGACGAGGUGGACCUGCACAUGUUGCACCAGGCGGGCCGACUUUCCCUCACCCUGGUGGACCAUCACGUCUUACCCAAAAGUGACGCAGCCCUGGAGGAGGCAGUGACGGAGGCGCUAGAUCAUAGGCCCCUGGAACGGAAGCAGCACCUGCCCUACCGCGUGUCUGUCGAGCUGGUGGGCUCUUGCGCGACCCUGGUGACCGAGCGGAUCCUGCAAGGGGCACCGAAGAUCUUGGACCUGCAGACAGCAACGCUUCUCCACGGAACCAUCAUCGUGGACUGUGUCAACAUGGACCCCAGAAUGGGCAAGGCUACCCCUAAAGACAGCAGAUAUGUGGAGAAGCUGGAGGCCCUCUUCCCAGAUCUGCCCAAGAGGAAAGACAUCUUUGAUUUUCUACAAAAGGCCAAGUUUGAUGUAUCAGGACUGACAACCGAGCAGAUGCUGAGAAAGGACCAGAAGACCAUCUCCAGGCAAGGCACCAAGGUGGCCAUCAGUGUCAUUUAUCUGGACCUGGAGGCUUUUCUGCAGCGGUCCGGCCUCAUGGCCGAUCUCCACACUUUCUGCCAGGCCCACAGCUAUGAUGCCUUGAUCAUCAUGACAAUCUUCUUCACGAUGAAUGAGGAACCAGUGCGCCAGUUGGCUGUUUUCUGUCCCCAGGCGGUGCUGCGAACGACUAUCUGCGGGGUGCUGGAACACUCGCACGCUCCAUCCCUGAAGCUCACCCCGAUCCUCAGCCCCCACCCAACUCUGCAAGCCUAUCUUCAAGGCAACACCCAGGUUUCUCGGAAGAAAUUCCUGCCUGUGCUCCACGAAGCUCUGUCCACAUACUUUGACUCCAUGAAGCUCCCUUCUGGGCAGCCCGAGACCCUGGGUGUGUCCAGGGAGCAAAUGGACAAGGAACCAGACAGAGCGGGGCACCCCCUGGCACCCGGACUGAGUCAGGACGACGAGGAGCCCACCUUGCCCCCCACGCCCAUGAACAGUUUGGUGGACGAGUGCCCGCUGGACCAGGGCUUGCCGAAGCUCUUGGCCGAGACCAUCUUUGAGAAAUGUAGCCAGAUAUCCCUGUCCCAGGCUGCCGCUGCCAAGAAGUGACCCUGGGGGAGAGGAGAAGAUGCGAGGCGUGCUUCCAACUGUUGUGUUCUGAUGUGAUUAUGUUGGGGGGGACAAAGACAGUAAGGAAAGCUGCUAGUCUUGGAAUUGCUGGCUACCAUCUCCCCCAUCUCCCAAUCCUACAUGUGAUUUAUUUCCUACAAUCAACACUGACCCCCCCCCCCUCUCUUAGCUUGGCGUGAGGCACAAGGCCAUGCCGGCAUGGUCCCGGCAAAGCAGCACAAAAAAGAAUGUGACCCCCCCCAAAGGGUCCUCAAUCUCGCUAACACAAUCACUCUGUCACGAAACCCACAAUUCACCGUCUCCUAGUGGUCGUUGGGGCGACCACCGACGGCUUAGUCCCAGCGUUCAGCGAAUGCCGGCUGAGCUGGACAAAACAGAGAUUGUCCUUUUUGCUACGACAAUUCCAGCCUUUGCAAACCCCCAGUUUUGUGCUGUCUCCUCCUACCCGUCCAUGAGGUCACGGGUUUGGAGAGAGAGGGCCCCAUUUCUAGUCUGAGCUUGGGACAGUCUCUUGCUCUUUUUGGGAACAGUUUGGAGGCCAGUCUCUUGGCUCCUCACUGGGACAAACCUGGGGUUCCAUUUUUAUGGUUUGCAUCCCAGACCAUAGAGACCCUGCAGGAGCCAAGAGCACCUUCAUAAGCCUCAGCACAAUGUGGGUAUUUGUUCCAGAAGACUGCAAUCCCACUGAGAGCCCAGACGGGGACCAGCAGCCCCUAUCUCAUUCCCUUGCUCCUAUGGAAGGGAAAUAAAUUUCUCAUCCUGGAGUCUUGGAGUUAGGGCAGUGGCUAGGGUACCUGCCUUGCACGGAGCUGACCCCUGUUCAGUUCCCUGCUCCCCAGUCGUGCCAGGAUCGAUCCCUGAGCAUCGCUGGGGAUGGCCAAAAUACAAACAAACCCAGUUC